This is a messenger RNA of Tarenaya hassleriana, 1735 nucleotides long. RefSeq names its product probable acyl-activating enzyme 10. Bases 9 to 1640 code for a protein of 543 amino acids. The transcript has a single exon. The record is from RefSeq and is a predicted model, not a curated record. Lineage: Eukaryota; Viridiplantae; Streptophyta; Magnoliopsida; Brassicales; Cleomaceae.
UUGAAGAAAUGGAUCUCCUACUCCCACACCCAUCAAACUCAGCACCACUCACCGUCCUCGGCUUCUUGGAACGAGCCGCUACCGCCUAUGGAGACUCCCCCUCCAUCGUCCACACCGCCACUCCGACAACAUGGUCGGAGACCUACCGUCGGUGCCUCCGCAUGCGCUCCUCCGUCUCCUCCACCGCCGCUAUCCAAAAAGGCCAAGUAGUCUCCGUCGUCGGUCCCAACGUCCCAUCGGUCUACGAGCUCCAAUUCGCCGUCCCGAUGUCCGGCGCUAUCCUCAAUAACAUCAACCCCCGCCUGGACGCCAACGCCCUCUCCGUCCUCCUCGACCAUAGCGGAUCCAAGCUUGUGUUCGUCGACCACAAAUCCAAACCUCUCGUCCUCGAAGCCGUCGAGAUAUUACGCAAGAAGGGGGGGAGGGCGCCACUUCUCGUCCUCCUCCACGACGAUGACGACGGGAACGCAAAGUUGGAUGACGAGAAUUUCAUCGGCACGUACGAGGGCUUGAUGGAGUCAGGAGAUCCGAGUUUCAAAUGGGUUCGACCCAGGAACGAACAGGAACCGAUGGUGCUCAACUACACCUCCGGCACGACCUCUUCUCCGAAGGGAGUAUUGCUUAGUCACAGAGCGGCUUACAUAAAUACUAUAAGUUCAUUGAUAGACUGGUCCGUACCGAACCGACCGGUAUACCUCUGGACCUUACCAAUAUUCCACGCAAACGGGUGGACCUACACGUGGGGAAUGGCGGCCGUAGGAGGGAAGAACGUCUGCAUGCGUAGGCCCGAUGUAUCACAAGAGGUCUUCGAUUUGAUGGAGAAGCACGACGUGACCCACAUGUGUGCCGCGCCUGAGCUACUAAACAGGCUUGUGAUUCAUCGGAAGGAGAGACCGCUCAAGAAACCGGUUCGGGUGAUGACCGGAGGUUCCUCACCGAAGAAAAUCUCGGAAUACGAAUCACUCGGUUUUGAUGUGAGUCAUGGGUAUGGUAUGACGGAGGUCGGAGGAAUGAUGACGUCAUGCGCGUGGAAGCCCGAGUGGAACGUCCUAGACGCGAUGGAAAGAGCUCGACUGAAGUCGAGACAAGGAGUCCGUACUCUAGGAAUUUCGGAAGUCGACGUGAUCGACCCAGAGACAGGGGAGAGCCUGAAACACGACGGGGUUUCACAGGGAGAAAUCGUUGUUCGUGGAAUGGGCAUGAUGCUUGGUUACUACAAGAACCCUGAAGGUACAGCCGAAUGCAUGAAGAGCGACGGUUGGUUCUACACGGGCGACCUUGGGGUGAUACACGAGGACAACUACAUUGAGAUCAAGGGCCGAUCCAAGGACGUGAUCAUAUGCGGGGGAGAGAACAUCAACAGCAUCGAGGUCGAGACCGUGUUGUGCAUGCAUCCAAACGUGAAGGAAGCCGCGGUGGUCGCUAGGCCCGACAGCUUUUGGGGAGAGGUUGCGUACGCGUUCGUGUGCUUGAAGGACGGUCGUGGCGGGAAGGUGAAUGAGAAGGAGAUAAGGGACCACUGUAAGGAGAAGUUGCCCUCGUAUAUGGUUCCAAGGGACGUGGAGUUCGUGGAGGAUCUUCCCAAGACCGCCACGGGAAAGAUCCAAAAGUUUAUACUCCGAGAGAAAUGGCUUAAAUAAAUCGUUAUCAUUUUUAAAUCUAAAUGUUGAUACGACGUAUCGAUAUCGCAUGUGUCACAUCAAUACUUUGAUUAUAUAUAACACGUCAUUAUUCA